UGUUAAGGAUGAGGAUUAUCUUGAGUUUCCAAGGAAAACAAUCUCUCAGCUGAAGAAUUCUACAGAGGUAUAUUUUUCUUACGAACUCUACAUUAACAUGUAUGCUAAUGUUAUCCAUAUUUUUUCCUAGAUUGGAAAGGUUAGGCUUCUGUGUACGCUCUAUGCCAUUGAUACGGACUGGGCUUGGUAUUACAUUAGUUGUCGCAAGUGCAAUAGGAAGGUUAAUCAUAUCCAUGCUGGAGUGAAUGGUGUGAAUAACAAAGGCAAAAAACCAAGAUUUUGGUGUGAUAUUUGCAAAACUGUUGUCACAAAUGUUGUUUCAAGGUUCAUGCUUUACACUCAAGUCAUGGACAACACUGGAGAGGCAAAGUUGCUGAUGUUUGAUUCCAUAUGUUCAGAACUCAUUGGUGAAACUGCUACAUCUGUGCUCGAUGGCAGUGUUGAUGAGAUCGUGGACCCAGAAAAUUUACCAGAUCCAGUUAAAAAUCUUAUUGGAAAGACUUUUCUAUUUCUGGUAUGUGUUGAGCAAGAACACAUUUGGGCUGGUAAGGAAAUCUUUAAGGUUUUCAAGGUCCUAUCGAACGGUGGUCUUCUCGAAGAACAACUUCUUGAAUUUUCUGGUGAUAUGGUGAAUGCAGCAUCAAUGGUCUCCGGUGAUGAGGCACCACUCAUGUUGGAGAAUAGCCAGGAAACUAUGGACUCGAUUACACCGUCGUCCAAGCGUGUUUAUGCUCUUGAUGCUGGGACUCCAGAUCAAUCAUCAAGCUCAAAGAAGUUGUGUAUCGAUCCCUUAGACUUGGGAAAGUCUAAUCCAGAGUUUGGAGAUGGAGGCAGCGUUUCUCGAGUUGAAGAGGUAACUAUCAAUGAUGGGAAUGAGAAAAAGAAAGCUGCUACUCAGUUCGAAGAGCCUACCAUCAAGGAUGGGGAUGAGAAACCUAAGGCUGAUGCUCAAUCCAAAGAGCCUACCAUCAAGGAUGGGGAUGAGAAACAAGAAGGUCAAGAUCGUGGAGGUUCAGUUACGAAUUCUUUGAGUGAGUUCUCAAAGAAUCUGAUGGGCGUUAAGGUGAAGAUAGAAAAGAAGUAAUCUGAUGCUGUGUUGUUUGAACCUUUUAAAGUUAUGUUUUUUAUUUUCAGUUUUCUGCAGUUGUUUGAAAUAAGUGCUGCUUUCAAGCACAU
This is a messenger RNA of Arabidopsis lyrata subsp. lyrata, 1176 nucleotides long. RefSeq lists its product as uncharacterized. NCBI's taxonomy places the organism in Eukaryota, Viridiplantae, Streptophyta, Magnoliopsida, Brassicales, Brassicaceae. Bases 329 to 1084 code for a protein of 251 amino acids. The record is from RefSeq and is a predicted model, not a curated record. The transcript is spliced from 4 exons.